AUGCGAAAAGAGGCAUUCCGAGUACAAGAGAUGGAAGAGCGAAUUAAGGAAAGGGAAGAGAGAAUUAUGGAGAUGGAUACAAGCCAGAUGACGCCAACUAAAAAGCGUUAUUGGUCAAGAAAGCAAAAGAAGAUUGCGGAGAGAGAAGAUCUUGGCGAGCAGACGCCACCUUCUAUGGGUGGAUACUAUCCGCAACCUAAUUUUAGUGGUGCAUUCCCACAACCAAAUUUUGGUGGUACAUUUUCACAACCUCCUUACCUCGGUGCAUACCCACAACCACCUUACCCCGAUGGAUUCCCACAACCUCCCUUCAGCUGUGGAUUCCCACAACCUCCCUUCACUGGUGGAUUCCCACAACCUCCCUUCACUGGUGGAUUCCCACCACCUCCCUUCACCGGUGGUUUCCCACAACCCCCUUACCCCGGUGGAUACUAUUCGCAACCACCUUACCCCAGGGGAUAUCCUACACAACCACACUUUUCACCUUUCUCUAUGGGUGAUUCUACCAACCCUAACCAUAAUGAUGACCCUUCAAACACAAAUUGGAUUCCUAGAGAGGAUGAGGAUUACGAUGAGAAUAAUUAG
Molecule: messenger RNA, 585 nt
Organism: Rosa rugosa (rugosa rose)
Lineage: Eukaryota; Viridiplantae; Streptophyta; Magnoliopsida; Rosales; Rosaceae
Product: multiple organellar RNA editing factor 8, chloroplastic/mitochondrial-like
Exons: 1
Coding region: 1-585 (194 amino acids)
Source: RefSeq, a predicted model, not a curated record